AUGACAGGCCAUAGCUUCACCGCCGAGUCGGACCUCGCGAGCCACCGAUACUUCGAACACUCGUCUGCGAAACGCGUCGACACUGACACUGUGCUUGUCGAAGCUUUACGUUCACAGUAUCCCCAGCUUGAGCUGAUCGUCUCGCCGUUCGGUCGCCUGAACCUCCUCGCCUAUGCCUCUGCUGGCUUCGCAACUGCCACGCCACUCGAAGAUAGCAUCAAAGAUCCAGUGUACAGUGUCAGCCUAAAAUGGCGCUUAUAUAUACCUGCUGGAAGGAGGCUCGACAACAGCGGUGGCUUCAUGGCCGAGACCCUCACCUUUGGCAAGUUCAUGUACAAGUGGAAGGACCAGGAGGUCAUAUUGUAUAUCGCUGAAGGUAGGGACGGCUCUGGAUACUACCCAGUCGUCAAGAACCACUAUAUCCUCACGAGCAAUGCGCACAAAGUAGAUGAGCUGAUUCGAGAUGCUACAAACUGGGGCCAGGAGCUGCACAACGAGGUUUGGGUAUUUGAUCAAGGUUGGUGGCAGAAGAGCGCUCAGCUGUACGACUCCGUACAGAAAGCGAGUUGGGACGACGUGAUUCUUGAUGAAGAUAUGAAGAAGGCUCUCCAGACUGACGUUGAGGGCUUCUUUGACAGUCGCGAGACGUACCAAAAGCUGAAGGUCCCUUGGAAGCGAGGUAUCAUCUACUACGGCCCACCCGGCAACGGCAAAACCAUCAGUAUCAAAGCCAUGAUGCACAGCCUCUACCAGCGCGGAGCAAACGGAGAUUCCAGGAUGUCUGUACCGACAUUGUAUGUGCGGACGCUGUCUUCAUAUAUGGGCCCGGAGUACUCGCUUGCCCAAAUUUUCGGCAAGGCACGUCAAGAAGCUCCGUGCUACCUUGUAUUCGAAGAUCUCGACUCCAUCGUCAGCGACAAUGUGCGAUCCUAUUUCCUCAACGAAGUCGAUGGUCUCAAGUCCAACGACGGCAUUCUCAUGGUCGGUUCUACGAACCACCUCGACAGACUUGACCCCGGUAUCUCCAAGCGUCCCAGCCGCUUCGACCGCAAGUACUACUUCCCGAACCCUGACUACGCCCAACGAGUCCAGUACUGCAAGUUCUGGCAGGGCAAGCUUGCAGACAACAAGGACCUCGACUUUCCUAACAGACUUUGCGAAAAGAUCGCAGAGAUCACUGACAAAUUCUCCUUCGCGUACAUGCAGGAAGCUUUCAUCGCCUCUCUACUCGCCAUCGCAUCCCGUGGCGGCAAGGACAAGAACGAGGCGGAAAAGAACGCGCGUCGUUGGGCAGGCCCUGAAGAUCCCAUGCACCCUGUUGACCUGCAGUUCCGCGUAGUUGGCGGCGGCAGCGAAGACCCGGAUGUCAAGCAUCUGAAGCUCUGGAUUGAGAUCCAGAAGCAAGUCAAGAUUCUGAGGGAUGAGAUGGAAGAGAAGAAGCUAUCUGAGCGAAUGGAGACGAUGUUCCCGUCGCGACCAGCCAUGAAUAUUAUCACAACAAGCGAUUUUCAACACACCCUGUAA
Molecule: messenger RNA, 1524 nt
Organism: Macroventuria anomochaeta
Lineage: Eukaryota; Fungi; Ascomycota; Dothideomycetes; Pleosporales; Didymellaceae
Product: P-loop containing nucleoside triphosphate hydrolase protein
Exons: 2
Coding region: 1-1524 (507 amino acids)
Biological process (GO): protein import into peroxisome matrix
Cellular component (GO): peroxisomal membrane; cytosol
Molecular function (GO): ATP hydrolysis activity; ATP binding
Source: RefSeq, a predicted model, not a curated record